CCCUUUAUUUCCUUUACUAAUUUUUAUCCAGACUUAAAGGUAAUGGUAGCCGUAAUACCACAUAUUUUUUGUUCGUCAUUACCAUUUUAGGGGAUUUAUCUGACUUCAUUUUUGUGUCUCUAUCUUUUUUGGGUACAAUUUUUGUAUCUCUAUUUGUUUAAAAAACUUUGCCCCUCUACUGUCAAAUCUUGGCUACAUCCCUGUCCACAGCAAUCCAGUCAAUCCAAACAAUCAAGAAGAGAGAUAAAGCCUUCGAAUUUCAGAUACCCAUUUCAGUUUUUUGCAAUGGAAUCCCAUACCCACAAGCCGGUGGUGUUAAUUACUGGAUGCUCGCAGGGAGGUAUAGGCCACGCUCUGGCACGCGCCUUCGCCGCCAACAACUGCAGCGUGGUGGCAACCAGUAGGUCGUUGAGCUCCAUGGUGGAUCUGCAGCAAGAUCCUAGGUUCUUUCUCCAGGAACUUGAUGUUCUGUCGGAUCAAAGCGUGCAAGAUGUCAUGUCCAAUGUCCUCGAAAAGUUCGGUCAGAUUGAUGUGUUGGUUAACAACGCUGGAGUCCAGUGCAUAGGCCCUCUUGCAGAAAUCCCCUUAUCUGCAAUGCAACAAACUUAUAAUACUAAUGUUUUUGGUGAUUAUAUUCCCAACUCUAUAUUCUCUCCUCUCUAUUGUGAAUAUCUUUAGUAUCUACAAUGCUAUGUCAUCCACAGGGUUAGAUGAAUUGUGGUUUGACUUCUUUCUUGAUUUGCUUUGCUUGCCCCCAAUCCGUGUUCGAGUGUGGUAGUGCUAAUUGUGGUAUGUGGAUUGUGUUCUUCUCUGCUUAGCUGAUAGAGAAAGGAUCUAG
Messenger RNA from Rubroshorea leprosula, 838 nucleotides. The record is from the annotation of a GenBank genome assembly. Lineage: Eukaryota; Viridiplantae; Streptophyta; Magnoliopsida; Malvales; Dipterocarpaceae.